AGGCAGGAGUAGGCCGGUGUGGAGAAAGAUGUGACCAACAUGUGACCGAGGAGCAGGACCUCGAGCGCGGGAUGUCCGCACUAUGAUUACUGUCACUUCAUCUUGGAUACUCCUUCUGUUCCUAGCUGCCUCUGAGUACACAAUGUGCCUUUGUGGUGAGAUCAUAGUACCUCACGAGUACACCGCUCUGUCCGGAGAUCUACAGGUAGACGUACUCGGGGUCACCACGUCCUCGUGUGUCCAGCUGCUCGAGAGGAGCCUGUACCCGCCAGAGGAUGAGACAGAGUACUCGGUACUAGGAUCUGCGGUGGUCCAGGGUUCGCGGGCCGGAGAUCCUUCCCUCGCACUCAGUGUGGUGUUCCCCUGCGGAGUCAUCGCCAGGGGUGGUCACUACGGCCUUAGACUCACCACACAACUUGUGGACCACCAGUGUAUCUCAGACCCCUCACCAUACAGCAGUUCCACUGUGUGGGACAAUGAGGCCACGGAGCAUCACCUUACAGUUACCACAGAACCUGCGGAAGACGAGAUUGUCCCUCUGGAUGUAAGAUGGCCGGGAGUGACGCUCGACAUAGAGCCUAAGACAAUACAGACAUACCCCGAAGUGCCAGUUGUAGCACAGAUACGGUUCCAAAGCACUCACUGCCAACCUGCUAUAGGCUCUCUGGUACCGGAGACUUGGCUGGACCUCGUCUAUUGUGGACAUUCUCCUGCCAACUGUGUCAACUCUACACUCAAACAGCUUUUGUACUCUGAACAAAUACGGGGGUAUCCAAGCCUGCGAGAAAUCACGCUUCCCUGCAACUCCUUCGGGCUGGCCGGUCACUACGCUCUAGCUCUACGGUCAACAAUGAUGACAAUGGGUCCUCUCAUCGCCUUCACUUCGCCAGAGAAUACAGUUAAGGCUGUUUGGAGCGACAAGUUCGUGUUUAACGUGCACGCUAGGAGUAUCUUCCCGUGCGACGGUCACGCGGGUAUCAAUGUGCUCUUCCAGUACCCGGGGUGUAUACUGGAGAGCGGAGACCGUGUCCGGGUGUUCGGGCGGCUGCGGGCAGAUGUGGCGGCCGUGGCUCCUCCCUCCACCCUCCAUUACUUGGCAGAGCACAAAGUGUCUCGCGGGCAGCACGCCCUCACUUUCGACUGCGACCUCUUCACCGAGCGCUACGUCGAGUAUUGCUUCGUCUACGUGAGCCAGGCCAUCAGCGGAGCCGUGAGUGAUGUGCGCAUGGACUGCGUGCCCACUCUCCCUGUUCAUGAGGCAGAGAGUGGAGGUUGGGGUUCAUGGACCUCCUGGACAAAGUGUACCACGACAUGCAGUGGGGGUACCAGGAACCGGUACCGUCUUUGUGAUUCUCCCCCACCUCGGUAUGGUGCCAAGUUUUGUGAGGGUCACGCUCUAGAAACGGAAAGGUGUGGCGUGGCUGUAGGCUGGGACUGCACAUUCUACCAGGACUCAGGGGGUCUGGAUGUGCCGGCAGAGCGACCAGAAGUGAAGGCCGAGGUGGGACCAGGAUGUCGGUGUGGCUGUGUCGUCCACUUGGGUCUCGCCAAGCCGCGGAGACUUGUGGCAUCCUCUUCCCAAAGUUGUCCGGGAAGAACGUUUUGGCUUAUACAGGCUGACAGAAAUCAGGUCAUCCGCCUAUCACUGGAACAAUUUCGACUGCCUUGUAGCGCUCAGUGGCUGAAGAUCAGAGACGGAGAUGCUCUCUCGUCCACUCUCCUGGCUCAUCUGACGGGUGUCCUGACUCACCAUCCCGUUGUCAACUCUUCAUCCAACCUCCUCCUACUGGAGUUCUUCUCUGAUGAACUGGCUGCUGUGGGCGAGGAGUGCUGGGGAGGCUUCCUUGCUCACGUACAACAACUCGCGCGGACAGUGAACAGCUUGGCUCAUACCGAGGUAUCAAUGGUGCCGGCCAUCAGUCCCUUGGAGCGGCUGGCCCUGGUCCAUAUCGCCGUCAUUCUCCUGCUUAUCAUCGUGCUGCUGACCUCCACCUGUCUGGGAGCCCAGUAUAUGGCACGUUAUCGCAAGUACCAGUUAGCAGCUGCCAACGAGGACAUGGAGUCCCUCGCCAUCUCUUUAGGGGAAUCAGUUGGCAGCCUUGUACCGGCCCGUAGUCGAGCAACCUCCAGCACGACGUUGCUGUCCGAAGUCAUCUCCCUGCGGCGGUUUCGCCCCCACAGACACAUGCGUCUCGCUGACCACGACGCUGAAGAAGAUGAACACGAAUUCGACUCUGCUGAAUCAGUGAGGGACGAUGAAGUGAGAGAAGGGGAUGGUGACGCGAGGGUGGAGUUGUCAGAAUCUACCGCUGACGUGGAGGUGAGACCUACCUCACUGGAUGUACCUCAGCAGCGGGCACGCAACCAGCCCGACACUCCAAGGAUACACAAGCCAUAUAACAAAUACAAGUCACCCGUGAGUCCAGUGGAAGAGAAGCCAGAGUCACCAGAGGCAGUGGACACGGACAACACACAGCAGCAAUCCAGACGUUCCAGCAAUGGCGGCGGUGGGACUGUAGUCAGAUCUAGUGUCAGCUCCAGUGUGUCGUCAUCCUUGACUAAUGCAUUAUCAUCUCCAGCUUCCAGUCUACGCAGCAAUCCCAAGGAAACUAAAGACAAACGAAACCGUGAGCGUCUGCUAGCGGGUUCAGAGUUCAGUUUAGCGGGGGACCUGGAAAUGGAUUACUACGACUACAACGUGUCCAACGCCAGUACAGUGCCGGGAUCGUAUCUGGGCAUGGAUCCAGCUUUCUGUCUCUGGAUCCCUCCUUUUGCACCGGGUCGCUGGGAUGACGACGAGGACGAUCGUCUCCUGGGACUCUCGGAUGGAGAUGACACGGAGCUUCAUGACCUCUCCAAGCUGAGUGAGCGCACCGUCAAGGAAUACUUGGGAGACGAAGGGUUAGACGCCACUACCGAGUUCAGUGGGAGAGAGAAAGACGAAGGGUCUGGUGCUUCUACUCCAGUCAAUGUUGAUCAGGACAAAGACGCCAAAAGUGAAAAAAGCUACCACGAUUGUUACAGCCUGAAACAAUUUUCUCAGAACGCUCGACAGCAAGAGGUCUUGGAAGAGAUCCCGGUGAUAAUGGUGGAGAAGUUGGUACCCAACUCGCCCGUUAAAGUUCACAGAGCGUACAGAGUGAAGGAGAAAGAGACGGGACUAGAGAAAUCUCCAAGUGACGAAAGUGAGUACUACGAUCUACUGGACAACGAGGAAGAAGACGACAUUAAGUUUGCUGAUGAUGAUGACGAGGAAGAUGUUGUCAAGAAAGGGGCGUUGGAUUUGGCGGUACCACAAAUAAAGAGCAACAGAAGCUCCUAUUAUGACGUAUAGUAUAACUCUUAGAAAAUGAGACUUUUUGUCAAAGUCAAUAUUGCAAAGAUAGAAUUAUUUUUAUCAAUUAGGUAUUGUUUAUAUUGUGUAAAUUUAUGUAAAAAUAGAAAUGUACCCCACAAAUAACAUAUUGUAUUAGCUGAGUUUAGGUUGUUGAAUAGAAACCUUCAACUAACAUUUCUAAGGUCUGCUUUGGUUAAGAUAUAAACAUAUUAUUAUUGUAUGUAAAAUGUUUGAUAUUUAUUAUUUAAUUCAAAGACCAAACAUUCAGUGCAUCUGACUGCAUAUUCUACUUUGUGUUAUCAAAUUAUAAUUUAAUAAUAACACAGUUAAAAUGAUUAGACAUUAAUACAGAGGAAAGGAAGUAAAAAUUAAUUUGACAUGAUCAUCACUGAAUAUAAUACAUAAAUCUUUGUGAAUUAUCAUUGUAUAUCCCUAAAUUAUAAAUCACACAACUCAGUACUUAUAAACCUUUUGUUUAAAGCCUUUAAGCCUCAUCUUUAACAUAAUGUAUUGGUAGCAUAUGAAUAAUAUUUCUGUGAAUAAAAAAACUAAAAAGGAGAACUCAGUGUAAAUGAUGCGUUAUAUAAAAUAGGAUCUAUUUUGUUUAGUUUGUUCUUAAAUCACGUUGACAUAAAUUAAUUAAUAUAAAUUAGUUUAUUGCUUCAAAGAAAAAUUAAAACUCAGUUCACACAAUGCCAUGUGUAUAACAAGAUGAGGUCUUAACACUUUUGAAGUUUAAUAUUCGGAAUUUUUCACACUGAGGGCCAAAAUGUACUGCAAUCAUAUAUUUCGUCAUAUCAUUAAUUCAUUUUACGCAAUCACAUGUGCUUGUUUAUACCAAUGAUGAACGAUCACAUAUGUACUAUAUUAGUCUCUUCUCUAGUAUCUCAAAAGUAUGCCCAAUAAUAUACUUUCUUAGGAUUGUUUAGUUGUUAUUCUAGUUAAGUUUGUGGUCCAUCAAAGUACUUCAUUGACUGUGAAUAGACUGCCUUUCGAGUCCUAGUCAUGUAUGAGUGCAAUGUUAGUGUAAGUUUGACUGAACCUUGACUGAUUGUUUCUUGGUUUGCUAAUAGAAUUAUUGCUAGUUGCUAAAUAUUCGCUAAUUGUUUAAAGUUAGUGAAUUACGAUCUCAGUUACCAUUAUAGUUGUUUAGAUCUGUUCGCUUUCAAAUCACUUAUUAUUCAUUGUACAAAAUAUCCCAGAGAUUAUUUAUACUCAGUUGAAAUUCUAAUAAUUCGAAUUCAAAACACAGGAAAUGGGAAGAAUUAUUUAAUAGAAGCGUAUAAAGGGCAUUAUCAAAGUUUUUAUUUGAAAAUGUGUUAUUGUUAAAACACAAUAUAUAUCAGUUCAUAUAUUGAAUAGAUAAAAAUAGUUCAUUUCUUUUUACAAGGAAACAAUUGUAUUGCAAAUGUGAAUAUGCCUAAUACAGUUUUUUUUUCAACUGAAUCAUUAAAACUAACCCAAUUGGACGGUGGGUUUGUCAUAUCACAGACUAAUACCUUGGUAGGUUGUGAUCCGUCAUAUCUUAAACAAGAGGUAACGCUACUAUCACUCCUAGGGCUAACUCAGUGUUAUCACCUUCUGACUGUAAGUAUUACUAUACAAAAGAAAGUGUUGUAUACUAAAUUGUUUAUAUUAAAGAAAUAAAUAUUUAUAAAUAUU
This is a messenger RNA of Homalodisca vitripennis (glassy-winged sharpshooter), 4999 nucleotides long. RefSeq lists its product as uncharacterized. Gene Ontology annotation, cellular component: cell periphery. The record is from RefSeq and is a predicted model, not a curated record. The transcript has 13 exons. Bases 83 to 3334 code for a protein of 1083 amino acids. NCBI's taxonomy places the organism in Eukaryota, Metazoa, Arthropoda, Insecta, Hemiptera, Cicadellidae.